UGUAAACAUUUAUUUAUAUUAUAUUUUACGCUUUAUGUCUCCAAUAGUAAAAAGUCACGUACACAAAAAAUAAUCUCAAUCAGUUGAUUUUAAUUUAUUAAAAAUUAAUUUUCAACAAAAAUGUGGAGAUUUUUGUUAAAAAUUUUUAUUGUAAGCAUUUUAAUCCGGCUAGUAAAUUCUAGAAUAGUUACAAUUGUAAGGACGAAUAAAGGACGUGUGUUCGGCAGAGCUUUGCUGACUGUUCAAUCGGGUAAAGAGUACGUCGCUUUCAAAGGCAUACCGUACGCUAAACCGCCAACCGGCCGCCGCAGAUUCAAGCCACCAGAAGAGCCUGAUAGUUGGGAGCCGACACUUUUGCGAGCUUUAACGGAUCCAAAUCCUUGCCCGCAGUUUGAUAUUAACACGCUGAGAACUAUCGGGUAUGAACAUUGUCUGUUUUUGAACGUGUAUACGCCUCGGGUUCGAUCAUAUGACAUUCGAUUGCGAGCAGUGAUGGUCUGGAUCCACUUCGGCGCCUUCAUAUCCGGCUCGAUUGACAGCAACUUCUACGGGCCUGAUUUUCUGAUCGAAAAGGACGUAGUAGUAGUCGCGAUGAACUAUCGAUUAGGAGCCUUAGGCUUUCUUUCCCUAAACCACGCGAAUUGCACGGGGAACGCUGGACUAAAAGACCAACUUUUAGCGCUUAAAUGGGUCCAGAAGAACAUAAAGAGUUUCGGCGGAAACCCGCGAAAAGUGACGAUUUUCGGGGAAAGUUCUGGAGCAGUAUCUGUUCAACUUCACAAAUUAUCAGGUGCUUCGAAAGGAUUAUUCCGGGCGUCGAUAGCAAUGAGCGGCUCGCCACUCAAUUCAUGGGGUUUUUCUUCCUCGAGGGAAGCUGAAAGCGACGCUUUUAGUUUGGGACGUAAACUUGAAAUUAAUACUGUUGAUAAAGACGUGUUGCUUGAGAAACUUUAUCAGAAAACUUCUGAAGAUAUUGUGAGCGCCACUAAUUGGCUCAUUCCCGACCUGAUGAUCUUCAAUAAAAGCCUGCCGUUACCGUUUAAGCCGACGGUCGAGAUUCCAGUGAGUUCUAAUGGAAGUUAUUUUAUUACCGAAUGUCCUAUUAAGAAGUAUAGGGAAAGAAAAUUUCACCAAGGGCCACAAAUUAUAGGAUUUACCAGUGAUGAAGCUUUAUCCUUUACUAGACGUAAAAUUUUUCUAGCCGUGGGAAUACUGUUUCAAAUAAUCGGCCAGCAAUUAACUGACAAUCUUCUUCAACCGGCAUCAGAUUUGAGUUUCAUAGCCGGAAUAGACCUCACACAAAGAUAUCUAACAGCUUUCGGUAAAGCUCCGAUUUAUUACUACCGUAAUUCCUUUGAUUACGAUCAGUCGUUGCACAAAAUCGAAGGCAACAACAAUUUGUCGGGCACUGGACAUGCAGAUGAUGUCGCCCAUAUUUUUUACAUGCGUUCUAAACGCCAGCCGGUUGGUUAUUGGAGCGAUAUUGGGAUGCAUCGGGAAAAAAUGGUCACAAUGUGGACGAAUUUUGCUAAAUAUUUAAACCCAACGCCUAAGGGGAAAGUUGAUCCACUUUUGAAGAUAAAAUGGUGGCCGUCGGGAAAAAAAGGUCUUAAUCUUGAGAUAGGGAAAGUUUGGAAAUUGCAAAAAAGACCUGUUAACAAAAGAAUCCUCGAUAAGGAACGAGAAUUAAAUCAAUGUUGA
Messenger RNA from Cotesia congregata, 1701 nucleotides. The record is from the annotation of a GenBank genome assembly. NCBI's taxonomy places the organism in Eukaryota, Metazoa, Arthropoda, Insecta, Hymenoptera, Braconidae.